UUGAGAAUUGUCAUACUCAAUUGGUACAACUUAAUUAAUGCUUCGUGCAUAUAUUGACAUACUCAAUUGGUACAACUUGAUUGAUGGAUUGAUGCUUCACGCAUAUAUUCUCAUACUCAAUUGUUACAAUUUGAUCAACGUUUCAUGCAUACAUUCUCAUACACAAUUGGUACAACUUGAUCAAUGCUUCGUGUAUAUAUGUAUGCAUGUAUAUAUGUGUAUUAGCACUAGAGGUGAUCAUAUGGUUGAUUUAGUUAGUAAAUAUUUGAACCAAUCUCAAACCAACACCAAUCGACUUUAGUCCGCCGACUUGGUUUUUCAGCCCAUCAUAUUUAUUCCUAAUCCACACACAUGUAGAUAACUCAUGAAGAACCACAACAAUCAGCAGAGAGAUCGAAAAAAGUUUAUGGGUGAGCAAAAUUUAGGAAGGAGUUCUCUCUUUUGAUUAGAAGGGUGUUGGGUAUGAAAAGGGUUAAUUUAGAACAGAAAUAGCGAUGUCUAUGGGGAACCAAACAAAAGGAAGACAUGGUCAAGAUAAAUCUUAAAUUUCAAAAUCUAAUUAAUUGACCAAAUAUAGAACAACAUUAAAAGGCAUCAAAAUCCAUAACUCUCUUACGUGAACCAAAUUAACCUUACCAAUUACAAGGCUAAGUCAGACAAGACAAGAGCCUUUAGGAGAGAAUUUGAGAUAUCCAAAACAAAAAAAAAAAAACAAAAUCAAAAAACAAAAAACAAAGAAAGCAUUUCUCACAACUCAAAACUCUCCUUCCUCUGAUCUCAAGAAAAAUACCCAAAAAAACAGAAAAAGAAAAGAAAAAACAAAAACAAAAACUUCUCUUUCAUUUGAGGGCAUCAAAUCAGACACUAUGGCAAAUUCAUCAUCAGGAAUGGCGGUUCAUGAUGAGUGCAAGCUCAAGUUUUUGGAUCUGAAGGCCAAAAGAAAAUAUAGAUUCAUAGUGUUCAAGAUUGAGGAGAAGAUGCAGCAGGUGACCGUCGACAAGGUCGGUGGCCCCGAUGAAACCUAUGAUGAUUUCACUGCUUCCAUCCCCGCCAAUGAGUGUCGUUAUGCUGUCUAUGAUUACAACUUUACAACCAAUGAGAAUUGUCAGAAGAGCAAGAUUUACUUCAUUGCCUGGUCACCAGACUCAUCGAGAAUAAGAAGUAAAAUGUUGUAUGCAAGUUCGAAGGAUAGAUUCAAGAGAGAGUUGGAUGGAAUUCAAGUCGAAUUACAAGCCACAGAUCCAAGUGAGAUGAGCUUUGACAUCAUUAAAUCAAGAGCUCUCUAAAUCCAAAUCCAAAUCCAAACAAACAAACAAAAAAUGAAAAUAAAACAAUAUACUUUCUCAUUUCUACCCAAACACUUCUUUUAUUUAUUUUCUUUUCACCCCUUGUGUUAAAUUAUUUUAUUUUGUUACCCCCUCUUUUUAUUUGUCUAAAUUUACACUUUUGUGUAGUUUUUCUACGGAUUGCUAUAUGCAAUUCAUGAGGUUUGAAGUGUAUGCUUUUAUGCAUCCCGACUAAUCUCACGAGACAACUCAUCUGACCCUACAAUGUUUGAGUGUCGGAAGAAAGAAUAAUUUCUUUCUAAUCAAAGUUGUAGAGUGUCAUUAAUUACUAUAGUUUUUGUACUUUUUCGUUUUCAUUGUGAAUCUUUUGAAUUUACAUAAAUUACUUUAACGAAGAGUUUGUAAUGGUAUAUAUAUACAAAUGUUAAAUUAUUGCA
Cucumis sativus (cucumber) is the source of this 1723-nucleotide messenger RNA. Its product is annotated as actin-depolymerizing factor 7. The record is from RefSeq and is a predicted model, not a curated record. Gene Ontology annotation, biological process: actin filament depolymerization. The coding region runs from base 867 to 1286 and encodes 139 amino acids. Gene Ontology annotation, molecular function: actin filament binding. Lineage: Eukaryota; Viridiplantae; Streptophyta; Magnoliopsida; Cucurbitales; Cucurbitaceae. Gene Ontology annotation, cellular component: cytoplasm; actin cytoskeleton. The transcript has 3 exons.